Molecule: messenger RNA, 3487 nt
Organism: Canis lupus familiaris (dog)
Lineage: Eukaryota; Metazoa; Chordata; Mammalia; Carnivora; Canidae
Gene: VAPA
Product: VAMP associated protein A
Exons: 6
Coding region: 203-952 (249 amino acids)
Biological process (GO): neuron projection development
Cellular component (GO): plasma membrane; endoplasmic reticulum membrane
Molecular function (GO): FFAT motif binding
Source: RefSeq, a predicted model, not a curated record
UGUGAGGCCCGGAGCUGCUGACCCAGCGGGCGGCCCAGGGGUCCGGCCACAGAGCGGCAGGCGUCGGGGGUUCGGGCGCCGUGAGCCGGCCCCAUCGUAGAGCUCGGCCGAGCCGCCGCCGCCGCCGCCGCCGCCGCCGCCCCCCGCCCCCAGCCAGCAAACCGCCGCCGCGGGCGCGCCCCCGCUCUGCGCUGUCUCUCCGAUGGCGUCCGCCUCCGGGGCCAUGGCGAAGCACGAGCAGAUCCUGGUCCUCGACCCGCCCACCGACCUCAAAUUCAAAGGCCCCUUCACAGAUGUAGUCACUACAAAUCUUAAGUUGCGAAAUCCAUCUGAUAGGAAAGUGUGUUUCAAGGUGAAGACUACAGCACCUCGUCGGUACUGUGUGAGGCCUAACAGUGGGAUCAUUGACCCGGGGUCGACUGUGACUGUUUCAGUAAUGCUACAGCCUUUUGACUAUGAUCCCAAUGAGAAGAGUAAACACAAGUUUAUGGUACAGACAAUUUUUGCUCCACCAAACACUUCAGAUAUGGAAGCUGUGUGGAAAGAGGCAAAACCCGAUGAAUUAAUGGAUUCUAAAUUGAGAUGUGUAUUUGAAAUGCCCAAUGAAAAUGAUAAAUUGAAUGAUCUGGAACCUAGCAAAACUGUUCCACUGAAUGCCUCUAAGCAAGAUGGACCCAUGCCAAAACCACAUAGUGUUUCACUCAACGAUACUGAAACAAGGAAACUCAUGGAAGAAUGUAAAAGACUUCAGGGAGAAAUGAUGAAACUAUCAGAAGAAAACCGACAUCUGAGAGAUGAAGGCUUAAGGCUCAGAAAGGUAGCACAUUCGGAUAAACCUGGAUCAACCUCAGCUGCAUCCUUCAGAGAUAAUGUCGCCAGUCCUCUUCCUUCCCUUCUUGUCGUAAUUGCAGCCAUUUUCAUCGGGUUCUUUCUAGGGAAGUUCAUCUUGUAGAGUAAAGCAUGCAGAGUGCUAUUUUUUUUUUCUCUUGACCAGAAAAAGAUUUGUUUACCUACCAUUUCAUUGGUAGUAUGGCCCACGGUGACUUUUUUUUUUUUUUUUUUUUUGUGUACAGCGUCAUAUAGGCUUUGCCUUUAAUGAUCUCUUACGGUUAGAAAACACAAUAAAACAAACUGUUCGGCUCCUGGACAAAUUGUAUAUUACCAGAUCAUCACUAGCAGAUGUCAGUUGCACAUUCAGUCCUUUAUGAAAUUCAUAAAUAAAGAAUUGUUCUUUCUUUGUGGUUUUAAUAAGAGUUCAAGAAUUGUUCAGAGUCUUGUAAAUGUUAUUUUAAUAAUCCCUUUAAAUUUUAUCUGUUGCUGUUACCUCUUGAAAUAUGAUUUAUUUAGAUUGCUAAUAAUCCCACUCAUUCAGGAAAUGCCAAGAGGUAUUCUGUGGGGAAAUGGUGCCUCUUACAGUGUAAAUUUUCUCCUUUACCUUUGCUAAUAUCAUGGCAGAAUUUUUCUUAUCCCUUGUGAGGCAGUUGUUGACUGAGUUUUUCAUCCUUACAAUCCUGUCCCAUGGUACCAUGGUAUUUAACAUAAAAAAAAAAUAAAACUGUUAACAGAUCUUGCUCGAUAGCUUGUUUGUGUGUCGUGUCAUUAGGCGGGGAUACACAAAGUCCAUGGUAAUUUGAAAUUUAUGAUGCAUAAUUUUAUCUUGCAUUGAAACCCUUUCAGAUAUUACAGUAUUUGUAGUUAAAAGUCCUCAUUCUAUUAAGGAAAGGGAUUGAUAACAUUUCAGGCUACUUUUGGUAAUUUGGAAGAUCACAGUUUGUCUUCAAGAUUAUAUAAAGAAAUCCCAUGAGAAUAAAGAGACUAUAAUUUUAGUCUGUUUAUAUGUAUGCCUUGUAUGCUCUGUUUCAUUUGUUUUACCCAUUCUUAACAGGUUCUUCUAGUAACUUCUCAAGACUAAUUCUCCUUGCUUCUAGUCCAGUGCUUUUUAACCAGCCUAAUAACUCCUCUAUUUUAAAACAUCUCAUAAUAAUAGUUAAAAGUAGGUGUUUUUCCUGUCCAGUCUGACAUUCAAAGUAAAUUUCUAUAAUGGAAAUUUGGAAUUACUAAGCAAGCCUUGGGAAUUUUCUUUUUGGAAAAUGACUUUAUCCUUUGCAAAUCUACCUGUUAAUGUGAAACACAUUUUCAGUAUAAAUAUGAAUUUUAGGUCUGAUCCUUUCUUGCAGUUAAUCUUGUGUCUUCAUUUAUUUUACUUGUACUAGCAUAGAAAAGUUUGGAACCAGAGACAAUUUAUUCAGUUUUUCUAGUGAGUGCAGUCUAAUAAAAGUGACUCUUGAUUCCUGAAAAUAGGUGUUAGUUUUGUAAAAGAUGCACUUCUUUCUGAAAGGGAAACUAGUCCUUGAGACUUGAUGUGGUGCAGUGAAGUAUGUUAGGCCCAGGUCUCUGUAUACAUUAUAAUUGAGUGAAAUAUUCCCUAAAGUAUUUUGGUUGCCUUUUCAUUUUGAGUAUGUUUUGAUUUUGUCAGGUCAAAUGUAUUGUGUCAUUGUGCUCUAUGGUAUCUUAUAAAACCUCUUGCUUGUGUGCAAAAGUUACUAAAAACAAACAAGUAAUGCCUAUCCAUUACUAGCAUGCUACUACAGGUAAUGUUUCCACUGUUGUUCCAACGUUUUACAGUCAUUGUAAAAUUUCCCUCCCUUUCUGAUAACUGGGAAAGCAUGCUGAAAAAAUGUCUUGCAUUUUGUCCCAUAAAUGAAGAAUCAGUAAUUCCUUGGCUUAAAGCUCUCUAUAUAAUCAGCACUAUUGGUGAUAAGUAUCAAGCUUGAUCUUUCAUAGCUACAGUUAAAAAAAAAUUUUUAGUUCUCAAAAAUUUAGCAAAAUCCCGUUUUAUGGGAAUGCUCCUUAGAACUCAUUUAAUUCAGCCCCUUUGUUUUAUAGUUGGGGAAUCUGAGGCCUUUCCAAGAACUAAGGGAACUUGUGUCUCACAGGUAGGUAGAGGCAGAGCUGGAACUAAUAUAUCUGCUCUCCUGACUCUAGCUUUAGUGUCUUUUCUGAAAACUUUGUAGAAAAAAAAUUUGACCUAAUUUGAAAUGACUGAAAUUAUGAGCAUAAGAUGCUAUUUAAUAAAUGUAUGUGAAAUUUCAUAUCCUAAGAUUGUAUUGCAGGCUGCUGUUGAAUAGUCUCAUGUAUGUUUGGUUUUAGUAUUUAGGUUAGAAAUCUCCCUCCCCACCCCAUAUUGGUAAUAAAUAUUAUGAAAUACAAUGUAUUUUUAGAUAGGCAUUUUAUAAAAUGCAUUAUGCAAAUGUUGGUUUUGGGGUAGAUUGUAGUCUGGGCAGUAUCUGCAAAAUAAAGUAUACAUGGGCUUUUUAACUGCUUUACGUGUUGGGAGAUGCUCUGAUUGUAUAGGAGACCUACUUUCUAUUCUUUUAAUUGCUGUAUCAAAUGUGAUCAGAUUAUUUUACUACCAACGGUUACUUUGAAAGAGUCCAACUGUAUUAAUUGAUAAUAUAUAGAUUAAAUUGUUUGUCUUCAUUCCUUA